AUGUAUCCCGUAAAUGUUUACAAGAAACAGAAAAAAGACACCUCAUGCGAUUUAAAUAAGGACGACAUAGACUGUGUGAUCAGAGCUUUAAACGUUCGGAAUAUAACACUUUUAGAGCAAGAAUAUUUGAUGAUGGGUGUAGAAACUGAAAAUUACAUACGGCUACUGUUGGUUCUCGUUCGAGUAGGGAUGCUGGUUUGUAAAGGUAUCAUAGAUAAAGAACUAAAACUUGAAGACGCUGCUCUUCAUGUCGUCCUGGAACGACGUAAAAUAGAACACAUGAAGAAGCUUUUAAAGCACCAAAAGCUUAUACUUUUUCCAAAAAAUGGAAAUCCACAUGUUAAUGACCUUGACCUUUCUUUGCUGACAUUUGUCCUACAAAAUGUGAUGGAUCUUUCUGACACUGAAAAGGAAAACGUUAAAGUUAUCAAGGAAACAAGAAACACGUUAGCACAUACUUCGACAGCUUCAAUAGAGAAUGCUAAAUACAAGACCCUGAAAAAAGAUCUAGAAGACGCUUUGGAGAGGCUAUGCUUGGGACUUGAUGUUUCUCUUCAGGCCGAAUGCUCAACAUUAAUACAAAAGUUUACAAGCGAGCCACUUGAUGAGGCAACUGUUCUAAAGUACGCAAAAGAGCUGCGGAAUGAAGACAAGCUGUUACAAGAUCUAGAAGGAAUGUUGGAAGAACAUUCUAUAAGGAUUGUGCAAGAAGGAAUGUUGGAAGAACAUUCUAUAAGGAUUGUGCAAGAAGUAAAAGCAUCAGAGAACCGAAUACAAAAAACCCUAUCAG
This is a messenger RNA of Mercenaria mercenaria, 790 nucleotides long. RefSeq lists its product as uncharacterized. NCBI's taxonomy places the organism in Eukaryota, Metazoa, Mollusca, Bivalvia, Venerida, Veneridae. The annotation marks the transcript as partial. The record is from RefSeq and is a predicted model, not a curated record. The transcript has 3 exons.